Molecule: messenger RNA, 1670 nt
Organism: Camelina sativa (false flax)
Lineage: Eukaryota; Viridiplantae; Streptophyta; Magnoliopsida; Brassicales; Brassicaceae
Source: RefSeq, a predicted model, not a curated record
AAAAAUAUUAUUAAGCCCUUCUUUCUCUCUCUUAUCCGCUCCUCUCUCCUCUCUCCUUUGGUCUGUUUCCUGCCGCCGCCGCCGCCGUUCUCCUCCGUCAGAUUCAUAUAUUUUCCUCCGCCGUCUUCACUCAUUUGCUUCUCCUCCAAUCAUAAAGUAUUGGGAAACCUGAAGAUCCAAGAAAAAUUAAUUGCUUUUUAUAGUGGGGACUGUCCUAUUUAUUGUAACUUGACUGUGUAAUAUAUAAGAUAUAAACUUAACGAGCUUUAUACCCCAAGACUGGGUCUACAUAUCAAUGUCAGAAGGUGAAAUGGCCAUCAUCAAACCAGAGAUGAUGAAAUCCUAUAUAUGGCUUGAAACUGCUGAUGGAUCAAUCCAACAAGUGGAACAAGAGGUUGCAAUGUUCUGUCCCAUGAUAUGUCAAGAAGUUAUACAAAAGGGUGUUGGAUCUUCUAAGAACUACGCAAUAUCUCUUCCACAACGAGUCAAUCCAGCCAUGUUAAGCCUGAUUUUUGAUUACUGCAGAUUUCAUCAAGUACCUGGACGUUCAAAUAAGGAACGGAAAAUAUAUGAUGAAAAAUUCAUCCGGAUGGAUACAAAGAGGCUCUGUGAGUUGACCUCAGCCGCUGACAGUUUGCAGUUGAAGCCGUUGGUUGAUCUUACUAGUCGUGCCCUUGCACGAAUUAUUGAGGGGAAAACCCCUGAGGAGAUACGCGAAAUAUUUCAUUUGCCUGAUGACCUUACCGAGGAGGAGAAAUUAGAACCUCUGAAGAACACAAUGGAUGAUCCGCGGAUUCGAUUGUUGAAUAGAUUGUAUGCUAAGAAAAGAAAAGAACUGAAAGAAAGAGAGAAACUAAAGAAUGUCGAGGUUGAAGAACAUGUCGAUGAGCGUUCUGUGGAUGACCUGUUAUCAUUUAUUAAUGGCAGAGAUCACAAGGUGGUAAAGACUUCCAAGAGCAAAAAGAAGAACAAGAAAAGGAAGGAGCAGAAGAAUGGUACAUCAAUGGGAACAUGUGGAGCUUCAGAAAAGGAUUCAAAACAUAAUCAUCCUUCCAAAUCACGAAGUGCUGAGAUUGUUGAAAAUACUGCGUCCAGCUUGGGAGAUGAUGUAUCUAACUUACUUAGUAUGGAAGAUGAUAUUUUUACGCCACNUGAGGAGAAAUUAGAACCUCUGAAGAACACAAUGGAUGAUCCGCGGAUUCGAUUGUUGAAUAGAUUGUAUGCUAAGAAAAGAAAAGAACNGCUUGAUAGAGAGGUAGAGGAUUUUGCUCGAAGAUUGAACUCUAGUUGGGUUCUAUCAAUAGGACAAGAAAGGCAGCCUGUGCACUUUUCCAUAAAUGGCAAUGGGGCUGCAAGGCGGUUGACAGGUCCAGCUGCAGGACACAAGUGAAGCUGAAAACGCUAGUCCAAUGGCUGGAACAGUUUUGGUGAGAUCCCCACUAGAAUGUAAGCAAUUAGAGAGAGUGGUGUUCCGGUCACCGGCGUUUGAUGUGUGUCCUCCUGUAAUUUUUUCUUUCUUUCCACAAUCUGCUUUCUUUCUUCCUUCUCAGUUAAUCCGGAGAGGUAGGAUGCAGUUUUGUUUUGUUUUUUCUUACUCCUUUUUAGUGAUCAACCCUUUGUACACAACUUUUAAUUAAAGAACUGGUGAAAGCAUUUAGUUGGUUGGCUCA